Messenger RNA from Tachyglossus aculeatus (Australian echidna), 1771 nucleotides. It is a transcript of the gene MRPL4, whose product is annotated as mitochondrial ribosomal protein L4. Gene Ontology annotation, molecular function: structural constituent of ribosome. Gene Ontology annotation, cellular component: ribosome. The record is from RefSeq and is a predicted model, not a curated record. Gene Ontology annotation, biological process: translation. Lineage: Eukaryota; Metazoa; Chordata; Mammalia; Monotremata; Tachyglossidae.
AUGUCGCUCCUCCUCCGGGGCGGACUGCGGGCCUGGGGCGCGGGCGCGGGCCCCAGCCGGCGGGUGAGCGAGCGAGCCGGAGCCGGGGCGGGGGCGGGGGCUGAUCCCCUCCCGGCCGAUCCCCUCCCGGCCGCUCCCCACCCGGCCGCUCCCCACCCCGACCUUCCUCCCCUCCAGGCCCUGGCCGGUGCCCUCGAGUUGGACUCCUCCAGCCCGGCCCCCUCCGGGGAACCCCCCCCGGAUCGCCCCAUCCUGCGGCCGUGCAGCCUCCCGGUCCCCGCCCACCGCGCCCCGGUGCAGGCCUGGCUGGAGUCGUUGCGAAAACCCACGGACGUGCGACUGGGCCUGGUCGACCUUCACCCGGACGUGUUCGCCGUAGCUCCCAGGCUGGAUAUUUUACACCAGGUGGUCACGUGGCAGAGGAAUUUCAAGAGAAUUAGCUACGCCAAAACCAAGACGCGGGCGGAAGUGCGGGGUGGCGGCAGGAAGCCCUGGCGGCAGAAGGGCAGCGGCCGGGCCCGUCAUGGCAGUAUCCGCUCGCCCCUGUGGCGUGGAGGUGGCGUGGCCCACGGUCCCCGGGGUCCUACUAGCUACUACUAUAUGUUGCCUAUGAAAAUCCGCGUCCUUGGCCUCAAGGUGGCGCUGACAACCAAGCUGGCACAGGACAACCUUCAUAUUGUAGACUCUCUGGAGCUGCCAACGUCAGAUCCUCAGUACCUGAUGGACUUGGUCCAGUAUCGACACUGGGGCGAUUCGGUGCUCAUUGUGGAUGUGGAGGAGCAGAUGCCCCAGAAUAUUGUCUCCGCAGUCUCCAGCCUGAAGAAGAUCAACUUGAUGCAUGUCCUUGGCCUGAAUGUCUACAGCAUCCUCCGUUUCCAGACCCUGGUCCUCACACUGGACACCGUCUCUUUCCUGGAGGAGAAACUGCUGUGGCACGACUUCCGCUACAGCCCCCUCUACCCCUUCCACCUGCCCUACAGCGACAUGCCUUAAGCCCCAUUCCUCCGUCCCUUAUGGACUCAGCCCACAUAGGGAGGGGGAGAGGAGAUGCAGGAUGGAUGAACUGGUCUGAUUUCCACCACCGUGUUACAAAGCAAACCCUCCCUCACCCACACCUUAAAGUCAAUGUCUGUACUCCUUCCUUCUCUUAGCCGUUUUCCAUGGUAAAUUCCCUACAGCCCGUCUCCCCGCAACCCCAGAAGGUCCCAUGGGGGGAAGAGGGGGGAAGCGGCCAACCUCAGGAGGAAGUUUUGUGGGUUGGGUCUUUCCUGGCUAACCCUUUUGCUUUUGCUCUUAGGAAGGCCGCCCCCUCUCCAGUGCUUCCCAGAUUCCCCUGCCCGCUCCCUUCUUAUUUGUUCUACCUUGCCCACCGCCUCAUCUCUCAGGCCCAGUCCCCUCCCUGGCCCCCUGUGCUUGUCUGGCUAGGUCUGAAGUGCUGGGUCGUUCCGGAAGAGGGGUGUCCCAGGGAUGGGGAGGGACCUCUCCCGCUCAAAGCCUCUGUACCCUGCCCCCUCCUGCUAGGAGUUGCUGUGAUCAUGGUUCAUGGGGAUUGGGAGGGGAAAGGGAAUUCAGGCCCUACCCAUGAAGUUUCCUUCGGGGGACAGUCAUUCUACCACUUCCAUUUUCCCACUGUAGUGUCCCCUGACCAGGAACAGCUGAGCCUAGGAUUAGGGCCUGGCCCCCUGGAAGUAGAGGGUGGACACCCGCUGGGUUCUGUGGCUAAGGGGAAUGUGAGUUUGAAUUAAACUGGUCCUAGAAUCUGCUGCGCGAA